GAGACGGCGGUGAGGCUUUAAGAGGACGAGGCGCAGAGAGAGAGAGAGAGAGCGGCUUCAUCAUCGUCUUCAUCAUCUUCUUCACUCUUUUGGAUUAUUGAGGGUCUGACAGACAGGUCGCAUUAUGGGAGGUAAGCUGAGCAAAAAGAAGAAGGGAUAUGACGUCAGUGACCCUAAAGAGAAAAAGGAGGAGAAUGCUGUGGUAGUUACAGCUUCAACAGAGCAGAAAGCUGAAGCGAGCCAGGGUGUAGCUGCAGAGGUAAAAGCAGAACAAGUGGCCCAAAGUGCUGCAGCUCCUCCUGAACCUCCAUCAGAAGCUCCAACUGAGCAGGCUGCAUCACCAGACAAUGAAGAAGCAAAGGGAAAGCCUGUGGAAGCUGCUGUUGCCACUGUGAAAGCGGCUCCACAGAAACUAGCUUCUGCCCCAGAGGAGCUUACACCAGCCUCAGAAAAGACAGCAGUGACUCCAGAGGAACCUACAACUGUCUCAGAGGAAUCUACACCUGCUUUAGAAACACAAGUAGCUGCCCCUGUGGAACCUGCACCUGGCUCAACGAAACAUGAACCUGCCCCAGAAUCGGCAGCUGCUCCAGAGGAACCCACACCUGCCUCAGAUACAACAGCAGUUACGCCAUUGGAAACUGCAUCUGCCUCAAAAAAACCACUAGCUGCCCCUGUGGAAUCUGCUCCUACAUCUGAAGAACCACUAGCUACCCCUGUGGAAUCUGCAUCAGUCUCUGAACAAGCACUAGUUACCCCUGUGGAAUCUGCACCAGUCUCUGAAGAACCACUAACUACUCCUGUGGAACCUGCUCCUACUUCUGAAGAACCAACAAUUGCCCCUGUAAAACCUACACCUGUAUCUGAAGAGCCAGUGGCUGCCCCUGUGGAACCAGAACCAGCCUUAGAAGAAAAAAUAGCUGCUUCCGUGGAAUCUGCACCUGCCUUUGAAGAAGCAAUAGUUGUCCCAGAGCAACCUGCACCUGUCUCAGAAGGAUCAGCACCAAAUGCAUCUGUUGCUGCACCAGUGCAGGCUGUAGAGAAAUCACAAUUUGUACCUGAAGAGGCUGUUGUUGUCCCAGUGGAGGCUGCAACUCCCACGGAUAAGCCAGAGGAGCCACUAUCUCCAGCCGAAGCUGUUCCUGCACCAACACAGUCUGUUGCUGCUCUUGAGGAACCUGCAACUACCCCAGGAGAGACUGUUGCUGCCCUAGUGGAGCCUACAGCUGCACCAGAGGAACCAUUAGCUGUCCAAGAUGAGACUGUUUCUGCCCCAGUAGUGGCCGAAGCUGCAAUCAAUGAGCCAGCAGCUGCGCCAGAAGAACCUUUAGCACCUGUAGAAGCUGAUUGUGCGUCACAGGAGCCUGUCCCAGAGGAACCCACCACACACAAACAAGCUGUUUCACCAGAGGAAUCACCAGCUACACCAGAGGUUGCUUCAGCCCCAGUAGAGGCUGAAUCUGUUUCUGAUGAAUCCCUAACUGCCCCAGUAGAGGCUGUUCCUACCUCACAGGAACAAUUACCUGCACCAGAGGAGAGUAUAGUGGUCGCUGAAGUGCUUGUAAGUGCUCCAGAAGAAUCUACAGAUCCACCACAACAAGUAGCUAUUGAGGAAAUAACUGUUUGCCCAUUAGAGCCUGUAGCUGCUACAGAGCAAGUUGAAAUUACACCGGAAGAGUCUGUAGUUGCCCCAGAGCAGGUUGAAAUUGCACCAGAAGACAUGCCUGUAGCUGCUACAGAGCAAAAUGAAAUUACACCAGAAGAGCCUGUAGCUGCCCCAGAGCAGGUUAAAAUUACACCAGAAGAUGAGCCUGUAGCUGCUACAGAGCAAGUUGAAAUUAUACCAGAAGAGUCUGUAGCCGGCCCAGAGCAGGUUGAAAUUGCACCAGAAGACGAGCCUGUAGCUGCCACAGAGCAGGUUGAAAUUGCAACUCAUGAGCCUGUCAUCACACCUGAAGAACCUGAAUCUGCUCAAGUGGAGCUUGCACCUGAUGAAGUAGUGCAAGAAGCUGUAGAGAAGGUUUUAAAUGCCAUAGAAGUUACACAAGUAUCAGCUGAGAUCACAGAACCUUCAGAGGCUUUGGAAGAAGCAAAAUCAGAGGUUUCUGAAUCUCUUCCUGAGUCUGAACCAGUUGCAGUAAUACCUUCUCCUCCAGAACCAGGAAUUAAAACUGAACCUGUUGCAGAUGGAGAGGAACCCGUUCCUGCGAUUGUCAUUUCAGAAUCCACCUCGGCCAAUGAGAUCGUACCUGCAGAACCAUGCAAGGUUAUAGAGGAGAAGCUGGAAAAUGGAGAAUGUGAAAGUGCUGGAUCAACAGAAGAAUCUUCACCUGUUGUAGCUAAAGAAAAUGGAGUGUGUCAGGAGCAGGUGGUGGUAGAUGAUCCAGUAGAUGGCCCAGUAGCCGAUCUUCAUGGAAAAGAGUGUGUGAAUGGCAUAGUGGCUGAACAGGAACCUAACUGUGAACUGAAAAAGGACUUAAACAUGCCGGAUGACAUUGGAGAUACGGUGGAGUGUCUCAGUGCGGCAGUGAGCCAGGCUGUAGACACGGCAUGAAAAAAAAUCCUUCACAUGUGAAAUUCAUCAUGAAGAAAAACAAUAAAGUCCUCCAACGACACUGACUUCCUGAAAUAUAAACGUCCAGACUGCCUUCACAGUGACUCAGGUGCAGGGAGUUUAUGGUUACAACCACUGAAGAACAUGAGAUGAAGAACAGAGUGAAUUAUAGAGGGGAAAAAAGAGAUGAAGGAUGAAAAAGAAAAGAAGUAGGAAUGUAAUUUGCCAUGUUGUGUUUGGCACCGGUGAGCUUUAACUGCCUGCGCUGGUUAAAUAUAACAACCAGGAAAAAUGUGAACGCUGGUUUAAAAAAAAAGCCACACUGGACAUUGACCACGAAAAAAAAGGGAAAUUUGUGUGUUUGCUUGUGAGUUUUGCUGAAAAUGAAAGUGGUUAUUGGAUUAGCAUUUAAAUAUACAUAAUCAAACGUAGACUUUCACAUAUCCUUUUCUUAUCCACGUAACGAAGUUAUGAAGUUGUUCGUUUUGAGCUUUUAGAGCUGAAACUGUGAGGAAUGUUCAUUUUAACCUUGGCUUAUGUUAGAAAAUAAAACAAACAAAAAUA
Messenger RNA from Clarias gariepinus (North African catfish), 3118 nucleotides. RefSeq names its product cell surface glycoprotein 1. NCBI's taxonomy places the organism in Eukaryota, Metazoa, Chordata, Actinopteri, Siluriformes, Clariidae. The record is from RefSeq and is a predicted model, not a curated record. Bases 125 to 2554 code for a protein of 809 amino acids. The transcript is spliced from 2 exons.